Molecule: messenger RNA, 636 nt
Organism: Adineta steineri
Lineage: Eukaryota; Metazoa; Rotifera; Eurotatoria; Adinetida; Adinetidae
Source: the annotation of a GenBank genome assembly
AUGGCUGAAUAUCUUGCGUCGAUUUUUGGUACUGAACAAGACAAAGUAAACUGUUCAUUUUAUUUUAAAAUUGGUGCUUGUCGUCAUGGCGAACGAUGUUCUCGUGUUCAUAAUAAGCCUACGUUUAGUCAAACAGUUCUUUUGAAAAAUCUAUAUUUAAAUCCAAAUAAUACUUCUAUCACCAAACCAGACACUGGUCUUGUCGAACAAUACCAUGGAAAUCAAUAUUCUGAGGAAGAAGUACAAAAACAUUUUGAUGAAUUCUUCGAAGAAGUUUUUUUAGAAGUUGAAGGAAAGUAUGGACACGUUGAAGCAAUGACUGUUUGUGAUAAUCUUGGCGAACAUCUUGUAGGAAAUAUUUAUAUUAAAUUUCGAUAUGAACAAGAUGCUGAUCGAGCUGUAACUGAGCUUAAUAAACGAUGGUUUGAUCGAAAACCUAUCUAUGCAGAAUUAAGUCCUGUAACUGAUUUCAAAGAAGCAAGUUGUAGACAGUAUGAAGUAGGUUCAUGUAAUAGAAGUGGUUUUUGUAAUUUUAUGCAUAUUAAAACGAUAUCACAAGAUGCAAAAAAACGACUUCGUAAACAACGGCCAAGAUCACGUAGUCCUUCACCGCCAAGAAAACAUCGUCGUCAUUAA